AUGACAGCCAAUCGUACCAUUAUCGAUCGCAUCAAAUCCAUUGUCCUAGAUGACCUUAAAGCCAUCAGUAUUCUCGCUCGAGAUGGCAUUCGCUCAGGGGCAUAUACCUAUCCCUUCCAGGGCAUCAUCUACUUUCUCACCCACCGCUCGCUAUGGAAACCAUUACUGUCCAGCCUCGCUCCGACAGUAACUCUCUCCAUUGCUGUCACAGCAUCUAUGUUCUUUUUCACUUAUAUACCGCAAACUGCCAUUCUAGCUUUUACGAACGGGCCCCUGGCACCCAUCUCUGCUGCUCUGCUCGUCCUAAGUGAAAGUUCCACAAUCAUCAACUUCCUGGCCCGCAGCUUCAUUUCGCGUGACUCGCUGACGGAUAUUUUUGAUGGGACACUACUACUUCGUGGAGAAACAGCGCUGGUAGCGCGAGAGCGGCAGCUGAACAUGUCAAUGGGGGACCCAAUGGCACGGCUGGGACGGAUGCUGCGCAGACCCUUUGUUGGAGGUGGUUUAUCAGUGUGGCUGAGGUCCUUAAUAUACCUACCGUUGAACUUUGUCCCCGUGGUAGGCAGUCUCAUCUACUUCGUUGGACAAGGGAGAAGGGUGGGCAAUUUAUCACAUUUAAGAUACUUUGAGCUAAAGGGCUGGAAUGUGAAGGAAAAGGAAGAUUGGCUCAAGAAGAAUCGUGCCGCAUAUACAAGCUUUGGUGCCGUGGCAUUUUUUCUGGAGAUCAUACCAUUUGCUUCCCUCGCCUUCACGUAUACGAAUACUGUGGGUGCAGCACUGUGGGCGUCGAAUCUAGAAAAUUCGAUGUCCACGGCACCAAAACCUCGAAAUCAGGCGAAGAAGGCAACAUAA
This is a messenger RNA of Ophidiomyces ophidiicola, 852 nucleotides long. RefSeq lists its product as uncharacterized. The transcript is spliced from 3 exons. Gene Ontology annotation, cellular component: lipid droplet; ascospore wall; prospore membrane. Bases 1 to 852 code for a protein of 283 amino acids. The record is from RefSeq and is a predicted model, not a curated record. NCBI's taxonomy places the organism in Eukaryota, Fungi, Ascomycota, Eurotiomycetes, Onygenales, Onygenaceae.